Rhagoletis zephyria (snowberry fruit fly) is the source of this 4204-nucleotide messenger RNA. It is a transcript of the gene Nek2, whose product is annotated as serine/threonine-protein kinase Nek2. Gene Ontology annotation, molecular function: ATP binding; protein kinase activity. Gene Ontology annotation, biological process: protein phosphorylation. NCBI's taxonomy places the organism in Eukaryota, Metazoa, Arthropoda, Insecta, Diptera, Tephritidae. The record is from RefSeq and is a predicted model, not a curated record.
UACAAGCACGUUAGCAGUAAGCCAGCAGAAUCAGAAAUUAGUCCCUCAAGUUCAAUAACAUGUUUGAAAGAUCAGAAUGCAACGCAAAUCUGCUUCAAGGUAUAAAAGUAAUAUGAUCUUAAAAACAUAUUAAAGUGCAUCUUCGCUAAAAAUGCGGGGGCGUGAAGUAUUUGCAAAUGUUAGCGAGUGGACGAUUUCCAACAAGGAUUGGAAGGCUUUUGGGCUUUAGAUGAAACCAUUCUGCCGUAAGAUCUAUGGCCCUGUUCGCUUGGGAGAAGGGUUCCUAGGAUUGAAUGAUGGUGCUGCGGUGAAAAUGGAAGAAAAUACAUAUUUCUUUGGUAGCGGAAUACGGAAUAGAUUUGACAUUCAGAUUAAUUGGCUGGGGUAAUCUAACUAUGUCUCUACCGAUACCUGUACCUAAAUACCGAUGUGUAUACAUACCUAUGUACAUGCAUGUGUACAAGUCUUCAUGCCUGUUAUACAUAUGUGCGUCACGAUUACCCGCAAAACGCUGAAACUAAACUAGAAUAUAUGUAAACACUAAUUAUUAAAGAGCACGAAGGUACUGAAAAACAAGCAAACAAGAAAUGAGGAAAAUUGAUAUACCAAUGCCAGCAAAACAAUUUAUUGGCAUCCCAAACAAUGUCAAUUGAAAUUGCAGGCGUGCUGUGCCUAAGUGUUAAAAGAUUACAUCCAACGGUUCAUGUUUUGUACACAUAUAAGUGCAUACGUGCAUACAUACAUUUUUACAUGCAUUUUUUGUAUCAAAAAAUGAAAAUGUACAAAUUGAACCGCAAGAGAUUAAAUGAAUAGUAUUAACGCUAUAUACAUACAUAUAUGUAUAUGUAGAUAUAUGCUUUGAAAAUAUGUUUACCUGCUCGCUGAGCGCACAAAAGUACACCCACACAAAAAUAGGUAGGCCAUCACACAGGCAAUACAAACCUUCCGGGAAGUGGUCGCUAGUGUAAAAGGAUCGCCGUAAGAUGACUGCGCUCAGUCAGCAAAAUAUCUAUUUGUUUGAGAGAGCAUUGAAGCAGAAAUUCCUAAACCUGUUUACCAACAUACAUUUUCGAUUUUGAGCAUCGCGCGCAAGUGCACAGGUUUAAGAGCAUUGAUUUUUGCUCGAUGCCUGCAGUCUUCAAUGAGUUUCACAUUCGAAAGCAUCUUGGGCGCACAGCGUAGCUCUAAAAACUUUGAUUAAAAAAAUAAACAAAAUUUUAGCGCCUCUCAAAGGCCGGCAAUACAUAUGUAUAAGUAACAAUAUGUCUGCAACAACAAGUAGUGGCACAAGUAGCGCGAGUGACAAUUCAGUAACGGACGGAGAUUCCAGUUUUAAAUUCGCCAAUAAAACAUUGCAAGACUAUGAAGUUAUAUCGGUCAUUGGCAACGGCACAUUUGGAACGUGCUUCAAAGUGCGCGACAAACAAACCGGUGAGCUGUAUGCCUGGAAGGGCAUCGACUACGACGAAUUGAGUGAAUCUAAGAAGGCGUCGUUGGUGUCGGAGAUACGGGUGCUGCGUCAACUACAACAUCCCAAUAUUGUGCAAUAUUAUCAUCAUUUGGUCAAUCAUGAAGCCAAGUCCAUAUUCAUUGUAAUGGAAUGCUGCGAGGGUGGAGAUUUGGCGCAGCUAAUUAAACAUGCGCGCACGGACCGUAAGCGCUUCGAAGAGCGUUAUAUCUGGCGCGUGCUAUUUCAGGUCUGCAAAGCGCUGCAGGUAUGCCACAACAAAUAAGGAAAGGCACUAUUUAUGCAUCGGGAUAUAAAACCUGCAAACAUAUUCCUUGACGCGCAAGGAAACGCUAAGCUGGGAGAUUUCGGCUUGGCGCGUAUGCUACGUAAAAAUCAAGAUUUCGCAGCUACUUUUGUCGGCACACCCUACUACAUGAGCCCAGAAAUCGUCAAGGGAUCGAAAUACGAUCGCAAAUCGGAUGUGUGGGCGGUGGGUUGCCUGGCAUACGAAAUGUGCGCUCUCCGCACGCCCUUUCAGGCACCGAAGUUUGAUGAGCUCACUUUGAAUAUUUCGAAUGGAAAGUUUAGUCACAUACCGGAUGUGUACUCCGGGGACCUGCAGGAGAUUAUUGCCUACAUGUUGUCGGUGGAUAGUGAGCAGCGUCCCAGCAUUGAAGUGAUAACGCGUCAUCCAAUCGUCGUACGGAAUAUAACUGAAUUAGGUAACGAAUUUCCAACUCUGAUAAAAGCUGAGGCCGAUUUCUCAGCCGAAGAAAAACCGGAGGUACGUUGUAAGCUGCAAUACAGCCCCAUUAUAGAUCUUUCCAGCACAAUGUACACCGAACAAAACAGCUUUAACGAAGAAUAUGGGCAACGUCGUUUAAGCUGCGGUUUUACGCCUGACCUUCGCGCCGAACUCUUCUCUUCUGUAAAACGUCGCAUUUUCUCCAAAAGUAUGCUUCAGCGGUCAGACCCUGAGCUUUAUGAAACCAUACAACACGAAUACUAUGUCAGCGUGAAAGAUCAAACACCAUUGAGACCACCCAUACCACCACCGAAGCCACCUUCACAUGCGCGCGCGUCAGCCAAUUCCACAACGGAUGAGCUCAAAAGUCCCGCGCUGAUCACGGAGGAUGUCUUUAAUGAGGCGCUGCAAGGACGCCUACGUGCCAUCCGGGCGCACGAGUCACUACUGCGACAGCGCACACUCAGCUUGGAUGCGCGAACGCAAGAGUUAAAUGAAAGAGAAAGGCGUUUGGGGCACCUGGAAGAGACAUUGCGUAAACGAGAGCUAGAAUUAACAGCCAGGGAGAUGGCUCUGGCAGCGGAAGUCAAUAAAGCAGUAGAGAACAGUAAAGCACAGAUAAAAACAGUACCGUCGCCAUCUCCACCGCCUCCCCCUAUACCACCACGUAAAUCCAGCGUCAAUAAACACGACGAGACAUAUUGCAGUAUUGAAGACACCCAGCUUGAAUCGCCUACGAUUGCAAAGCUGAGCCUGCCAUUUGCCAUGUCGCUUCCAACGCUACGUCGGGUAACUUUCCAAUCUCCACAAAAGUUUACAAAAUAUGACAUUGAAAGCAAUCCGUGCGAUUCUGCUCAAAUAAACAAACCGAUUUCCACUAAAGCGCAAAGCACAAAGCGGCAGCCUUCCCAACUUCAAGGCAGCGUUUCAAGCAAAGAUAGCAGAGAUUCAGCGGACAGUGGCAUCGCCGCCAACUCUACAACAACAAGCACACAUACGCGGCGGCGUUCAAUAUUAUCCACCUUGUUUGGUCUACAUCGCAGCAGCAAGUCCACUUCGAAGCCAGAUAAUAGCAACCGCUCCAAAGGUUUUCCUGAAUCGGUAUUGAACAAUAAAAAAAAUAAUCAACAACCGCCACCUAGUUCACUUACUACAAAAACGCGCAUGCCAUUCGCACCACGCUCCGACCAAGUACUCGCUAAGUGCGAGACAUCAGAGCUUGGCAAUAUUUGGACCAAGGAACAUAAACGCGCGGCAUUCGACUUGUUGGCCGCCAUGAAUGCGGAUCAAAGUGGUGCAGAAACAGCUCAAUGCACUGCCGCUAUUUCAAAUACUGCUGCGACAAACACGGUAAUUGGGCGUCAAAAAUUCAGACAAUCGACACGUGAACGUCAUAGCGCCACUUUGCGGCGCCAUCACCACAUGCGGCGUUCAUUAAUGCUGCCGCCACAUUCGAUCACGCAUGUGGCCGCAGCCAGCGCUGGUGUGGUGUCUAGUAUGCGUAGCAGUGGCAGUCGUGAGAAAAUGCUGGUUUGAAUGGGAAUGAGAAAUUUUGAAAACAUUUACGGAUAAGGCGAGAACAUAAAUAUUUUAUUAGUAUGUAAGCAAUAUUAAUAACUGAUCGGGUAUGGUCUACUGCAAUGUAUUUACCAUGAAAAGGCUGUCUUUCCUGUUGUGCCAUGGGCGCAUGAAUCUUAAGUGCUUUCUGCUUUAUAAGAAAAAAUGCAAAACUUAGACAACAAGCUUGAUUUGAUAUCAAGGUUGUGUGUGCCAUUUUUUUAUAGUAUAAGUAUAUGUAAGUAAUUAAUAGUUGUGAUGCGAAAUAAGUUCCCUCUGUCUUUAAGAUGAGUAAAAUUAACUCUUAUAUUUUAAAUUUUAUUUUUGUAUUUAACGGUUAAUAAAUACUUAUGUACGUUCGAGAAUGCAUUAUUUAUUUACACACACACACACAUACAUAUAUAAAAGACGUAAUUAAAUGCCUUUUAGAUAGCAAAAAUUUGUAUUAUAUG